AUGUCGAUGGUUGUCGUAGAGCAUGCCCUGGACGUGGAUGGAGUCGUCGCAGUAGCGGCAGAAGAGGGCCUGGCCUCCAGGCAGAAGACAACGUUCCCAGAGGAAGACGAAGCUCCUCGCGCUUCCCUCAUCGUGGCUAGCAUGCAUGAUGGCGGCAGGCGGCUCGCGAUUAGCUUCAUAAUAGGAUGGAUACGUCCGAGAUAA
Triticum turgidum subsp. durum (durum wheat) is the source of this 204-nucleotide messenger RNA. Lineage: Eukaryota; Viridiplantae; Streptophyta; Magnoliopsida; Poales; Poaceae. The record is from the annotation of a GenBank genome assembly.